AUGGGUGGCUCGGGCACCCCGGCAUGGCUCAAGGCGGAAAAUAAGGCCUCAAAGAAGUCAGGAGGUGAUCAGAGCCCCGAGCUGGAGCCAAGGGCGCUCCUUGGCGGCGUGCUGGCGGCGACGGACAAGGGCACCAAGCGGGGCUCAGCGCCCUCAAAAAAGAGCGGCGCAGCAGGCCCGGGCGCGGCAAGCAUCGCCGCCAGGGAGGCGGCGGGCAGUAAGCCCGUGGCGCCUGCGGGCCAGCCCAUAAAGGUUCGCCACCCCUCGUCGCUGGAGGCAAUGCCGUUGAGCGAGCGGUUGCAGGUGGCCAAGGCGACCCUGGCCCAGGGAGUCGGAGAGGUUGAGGCAGGCAAGACGGCAGCGGCCCCAAAAAAGCGCAAGAGCGCGCCUACCGCGGCCGAACCGGCCGUGGGGGUAGACUCGGACGAUGACGGGGCGCUGUUGGUGCGCGACGGUGGCGCGAGUGCAGCAGCGCGCGGGAAGGGUGGCAAGAAGGAAGGCAAGAAGGCCCGUAAGUCGGCGCCUGCCGCCACAGCGGCGAGGCAGGUGAAGGAGGAGCGGCGCGACGAGGAAGCCGCGCCGGGCGGAAGUCAGCCGCGCGCCAAGCAGGCAGCGGGCAGCAGGGGCAAGGGCAAAGCAGGUGCGGCUGCAGCAGCGGCUGCGGCCGACGCAGCCGCCGCGCUGACAGCGCUCAAGAGCAGCGGCGGCAACAAGCACCAGCGGGAGGCUGAGGAGCAACCUGCCGCUGGCAAGCAGGCCAAGAAGAAGCAAAGCAAGGCCGACCAAGCGGCAGCAGCAGCCGCAGCAGCAGCGGCGGCGGCGGAUGCGGCGGCAGAAGCGGCAGUUGCAGCCAAGCAGGCCGCGCCGGGCCCCUCCAAGGCCGAGCGGGAGAAGAACUCCCGAAGCAGCAAAAGCUCCGGCGCGCAGGGCGCCAUCGCCAGCGCCGGGGCCGGCGCAGGGCCGGCAGCGGUGAAGGCGGCGAAGGGCAGCGGCAGCGGGUCCCAAGCCAGCCGCAAGCGCAAGGCCAGCAGCGGCGAGGUGGAGGGCGGCCAGGAUGACGUCUUGUCUGACGGCACAGCCCACACCACUUCCGGCAACAAGCGGGCGCGCAAGGGCGAUAGCGCUGGCCAGGCCGGUGGCGGCAAGCGCUCCAAGGGCAAGGGGUCGUCGCAGCAGGGGCGUGAGGAGAAGACGGAGGGUGUGGACAUUGCACCAGUGGCGAACACCACGCCGGCGGCGAGCGGCGGCAAAAGCGCCAGCCCAUGCGCCAAGGCUGCCAAGCAGGCGGGGCAGGAGCAGCAGCAGGCGGCUGGCAGUAAGAGCACCAUGCCGGCCGCCGCCGCGGUGCCUGCCCCGAAGAAGGGCCGGAAGGCCGCCUCCGCGCCCGCCGCCGCGCCUGGCGCGCCCCCGGCCGCGACAAAGGCGGCGGCCGCGGAGGGCGCGGCGGGCCCGUCGACGGGCGCGCCGGGGCGCGGUGCGGCCGGGGCCGGGGCGCGGGAGGAUGCUGACGGGGACGACGCGGUGGCGGCGCUGGUGGCGCAGGACGACCACGACUACAACAAGCUCAUGCGCCAGUACCGCCGCCUGCUGGAUAUGUACGGUUCCCUGAAGAGCCAGAAGAUUGGCCAGCUGGAGGCCCUGGUGGAGGAGCAGGACGCCAGCCUGGUGGCUGUGCGCGAGGAGGUGAAGAAGAGUGAGGAGUACUGGAAGCGCGAGGCCAAGAUGCAGCGCCAGGCCGCGGCCAGCGUGCAGGCGGAGGAGACGCAGCGGCGCAUGAAGUUCAUGCAGGACGAGCUCAUCAAGGCCAAGGCUGCUGUGCACGAGGCCGAGAAGGCGCUGCGGCUGCGCGAAAUUGAGCUGCUGGAGCGCGACAGGAGGCUGGCCGAGCUGGCGACCCAGGCAGAGGCCGGGGCCCCGCAGCCAGCGGAGAGCGUCGGCCUCGACCCAAUGUCAGCCGGCCCCAAGGCCUCUGCUGGCACCGCCCCCGGGCCAUCCCCGGGCGUCGGCGUGCAGUUCCCCACGCCCGCCGCGCCCUCACCCGGCGUGGGGGUGCAGUUCCCCACACCGUACGAGACCCCCGGCGGCGUGAACGCCGGCCUGUUUGGCGCAGGCCCCGCGGCCGCGGCCGCCGCCGCGGCCGCGCGCGGCAGGGGCAGCGCCGGCGGCGUCGGCGGCGGCAGUAGCGGCUUGCUGCCGUUCCGGCUGCAGGGCGCCGGGUCUGGCGACUCGUUUGCACCGCGCGGCGGCGGCGUGGGUGGUGCGGGUGCGCAGCAGCAGGCCGACAAUGCGCAGCAGGCCUCAGGGUCAGGCAGCCCCGUCCAGGGCCUGGUCGCCGGCCGCCGCGCCAGCGGCCGCGCCGCGCCCGGCUCGUCGCCGCUCCAGCUUGCCGUGGCGUCCAUCGCCGCGGCGGCCGCCGCGGACGCGGAGGCGGCGGGUGCGGGCGUGGUCGCGGGCGGCUUUGCGUUCACGGCCGGCGAGGGCGGCGGCGUGCCGCGGGGCAGGCAGCUGCAGCGCACGCCGGUGGGGGCGUCCCCGGAAGGCAGAGAGGCAAUGCUGCGAGACCUGCGAGCCCAGCUGGGGGCUGGCGGUGGAGCUGGCUGCAGAGGCGGUGCGCGCGCGUCGCUGGCGCCGCAGCCGCUGGAGGGCGCCGCCGGCCGCGGGCGGCCGUCGCUGGCGCAGCCGCUGGGGACGCCGCUGGCGGCGGCCCCGUCCCCCAUGCAACCGGGCCUCCGCGCCCCCGCCAACACGCCCGCCGCCGCCGCCACGCCGGUGCCACGCUUCUUCGAGCCCGCGGGCGCCCCCCUGGCCGCGGGCGCGCCCGGCCAGCUGCCGCCGCCGGCCCGGAGCGCCAGCUCCCACCGGAUGCGGCCGCGCGCCGGCGGGGAGGGCGGCGGCGAUGCGGGCACCCCGCUCAGCGCGCGGCGGACGCCGUUGCGCGGGGCGGCCGGCGGCGGCGGGCCCCUCGGCUCCCCAUGCGGCAGCCUCCGCGGCACGCCACGCGCCGCGGGCGGCAGCGCCAGCGCCAGCGCCGCUCUGGUGCCCAUCCGCUACCUCUUCGGCCUGGACGUGAGGGACCCCCCCGCGGGGCAGAAGGGCGUGCUGUACACACACAGAGCCACCGGCUUCACUUUCCAGCUGGGCCCCGUGGCCCCCACCACGGCCAGCAGCCUGGCGGCCGGCGCGACGGGCGACGGCGCGGCCGCGGGCGACGAGGGGGAGGGCAGCGUGGGGCAGGUCGGGUGGGAGGAGGACGCUGACGAGGAGGGCGCGGACGAGGUGGCGUUUGUGCCGCUGGACCUGGGCACUGCGGGCGACUGCCUGCCCGACUUCCUCAAGGAGCCGAUCUCUUUCGCUGCGUCGCGCAAGGAGCAGCUGGUCAAGAUCAUCUUUGACUCUCUGGCCAACGCCAAGAAGGCAAACCACGACGCCGGGCCCGGCAAAGAGAACGCAGCGGCGGCGCGCGACCGCGGCGGUGCGGCGCGAGCGGGCAAGGCGUCACGGGCGGCGGCCGGCGUCAACGGGGCCACCGCAUGA
Messenger RNA from Monoraphidium neglectum, 3534 nucleotides. RefSeq lists its product as hypothetical. The record is from RefSeq and is a predicted model, not a curated record. The transcript has 12 exons. Bases 1 to 3534 code for a protein of 1177 amino acids. Lineage: Eukaryota; Viridiplantae; Chlorophyta; Chlorophyceae; Sphaeropleales; Selenastraceae.